Messenger RNA from Cladophialophora psammophila CBS 110553, 1116 nucleotides. RefSeq names its product L-iditol 2-dehydrogenase. The record is from RefSeq and is a predicted model, not a curated record. Gene Ontology annotation, molecular function: zinc ion binding; L-iditol 2-dehydrogenase (NAD+) activity. Lineage: Eukaryota; Fungi; Ascomycota; Eurotiomycetes; Chaetothyriales; Herpotrichiellaceae. Gene Ontology annotation, biological process: D-sorbitol catabolic process. Bases 1 to 1116 code for a protein of 371 amino acids. The transcript has 3 exons.
AUGGCGCAGAUCUCCCUGUCGAACCCCUCUUUCGUCCUCGAGGCUGUCCAGCAGGUGACUUUUGAGGACAUUCCGGUCCCAGUUAUCACUGAUCCCUACGAUGUAAUUGUCCACAUUGGACAAACCGGAAUCUGCGGAUCCGAUAUCCAUUAUUGGCAACGAGGCAGGAUUGGCGAUUUCAUUCUCGACUCUCCCAUCGUUCUCGGUCAUGAAUCUGCUGGCAGGAUAGUCUCGGUAGGAGAGGCCGUCAAGAAUUUGAAAGCCGGUGACAUGGUGGCAAUCGAGCCUGGAGUUCCGUGCCGCCACUGCAAUUAUUGUCGCUCAGGUUCAUACAAUCUUUGUCCAGACACCGUUUUCGCUGCGACCCCUCCGCACAACGGGACUCUAUCUAGGUUCUACAAGACAUCCGGGGACUUCUGCUACCGUCUACCGGAUCAUCUGAACCUUGAAGACGGCGCUCUGUGCGAACCAGUCGCUUGCGCUGUUCAAAUCUGUCGAGUCGGUCUCGUGCGUGGGGGACAGAGUGUCGUUGUCUUCGGCUGCGGCCCCAUCGGUCUCCUCGUCCAAAGUGUCGCUAAAGCUUUCGGUGCAAGAUUCGUUCUCGGAGUCGACAUCAACAAAGGCCGAUUGGACAUGGCCAAGAACGUGAUGAAGAGCGCAGACGACGUUUUUGAGCCGCCUCGACCCCCAUCUGGUCUAAGUUCAGAUCAAGAGAUGGAGUAUCAUGCCAAGGUAGCUGCGCUCAUCAAGCGGGAGUUCAAAUUAGGCGACGGACCAGAUGUGGUGAUUGAUGCAACAGGAGCUCAAAGUUGUCUGCAGAUCGGUGUUCAGCUCUGCAAGAAGGGAGGCGUGUACGUUCAAGCCGGCAUGGGCAAAGAGAACGUCGUUUUCCCAAUCAUGACCGCCUGCAUCCGGGAUUUGACAAUCCGGGGCUCAAUCAGAUACGUUGCUGGCAUAUACCCGACAGCAAUCGACCUGGUAGCUAGUGGGAAGGUUCAGCCGCAAAAGUUAGUCAGUCACCGGUUUCCGUUCGAAGAGGCCAAGGAAGCGUUCGAGACUGUGAGGAAAGGUGGCGGAGGUGUCAUGAAAGUCAUGAUAGAAGGUGUCCAGAGCUAA